This is a messenger RNA of Diospyros lotus (date-plum), 750 nucleotides long. Its product is annotated as 60S acidic ribosomal protein P2-like. Lineage: Eukaryota; Viridiplantae; Streptophyta; Magnoliopsida; Ericales; Ebenaceae. Gene Ontology annotation, cellular component: cytosolic large ribosomal subunit; ribosome. The coding region runs from base 177 to 530 and encodes 117 amino acids. The transcript is spliced from 4 exons. Gene Ontology annotation, biological process: cytoplasmic translational elongation. Gene Ontology annotation, molecular function: structural constituent of ribosome. The record is from RefSeq and is a predicted model, not a curated record.
UAAUGUACUAUCUAAAUAUCAAACAGGACCUUAGCAAUUCAGCCGUAGCCUAGUACCUCUCUGGACCUCCAAACGAUCUGAACCCAAAACCCUAGUUUCUCUCCAAACGAUCUGAACCUGCUGAUCUAAAGGAAUUCAUAGCGUGGUUUGUCUUUGUGGAUUUCAGCCUCAGGAAAAUGAAGAUUAUUGCUGCGUACUUGCUCGCCGUUUUGGGAGGCAACGCCAGCCCUUCCACCGAUGAUUUGAGACACAUUCUCUGUUCAGUUGGAGCUGAGGCUGAGGAUGAGAAAAUUGAAUUCCUCUUGAAAGAAGUUGAGGGAAAAGACAUUACUGAACUGAUAGCUUGUGGAAGAGAAAAAUUGGCUUCAGUUCCAGCUGGUGGUGGCGGUGGUGUUGCAGUGGCAGCUGCUGUUGGUAGUGGUGGUGGUGCUGCUGCUGCUGCAGCCGCUGCUCCUGCAGAAGAGCCAAAGAAAGAGGAGAAAGUAGAAGAGGAAUCUGAUGGGGAUAUGGGUUUCAGCCUCUUCGAUUAGAGGAUUUUGGUGUUGGCUUUAUCUUUCUUUUUGGCCUUGUUGGGAUUUCUGUUCUAGUUUUAGCUGGAGACUUAGACAUUUUAGUUUAGGGAACUUAGUUAAAUGCGAAAAUAUAAUUUGUUAAGUCGGCAGUGCACUGUGUUGAUUGAUACGAGUCGCGGACAUCUUAUUUUGGUUUUGCAAGAAAUACUACUUUUCAGGACUGCUUUCUGGUCCGUAA